AUAUACCAGAAAAACACAUUUCUUCCCAGUUUGUUUUCUCUGUGUUUUCCCUCUUCUCACAACACCACCACAAGAUGCACUUCACCAUGUCUCUCCCAAAACCACCUUCUGAAAUCUCCUUUCGCUCCGCUUUUGCUCCUCGCUUUGCCAACCACUCUCUUCCCAGGUUGAGUAUGCCGGAGAAGGCGAUGCCGAAGGAGGCGGCGUACCGGAACAUUCACGACGAGCUGAAGCUGGACGCGGAUCCCAAGCUGAACUUGGCAUCCUUCGUGAACACUUCCAUGGAGGAAGAAUGCAACAAGCUCGUCAUGGAAUCCAUUAACAAGAACUACGUUAACAUGGACGAGUACCCAAUGACCACCGACCUUCACAAUCGAUGCGUGAACAUGCUGGCAAGAUUGUUCAAUGCUCCGAUGGAAGAAAGUGAAAGUGAGAGCGGCGUGGGAGUGGGAACGGUUGGAUCCUCGGAAGCCAUAAUGCUGGCGGGGCUGGCCUUCAAGAAGAGAUGGCAGAACAUGAGGAAGGCUCAAGGCAAGCCUUUCGACAGGCCUAACAUUGUCACAGGCUCUAACGUUCAGGUGUGUUGGAAGAAAUUUGCGAUGUACUUCGAGGUGGAAUUGAAGGAAGUGAAGAUGUCGGAAGGGUGCUACGUGAUGGACCCAGCAAGAGCGGUGGAGAUGGUGGACGAAAACACAAUCUGUGUUGCAGCAAUACUGGGUUCUACUUACAAUGGCGAAUUCGAAGACGUCAAGCUCUUGAACGACCUCCUCCUCCGAAAGAACAAACAAACUGGAUGGGAGACGUCGAUUCAUGUGGACGCGGCAAGUGGAGGUUUUAUUGCUCCAUUUUUGUACCCAGAGCUAGAGUGGGAUUUCAGGCUGCCAUUGGUGAAGAGUAUAAAUGUGAGUGGGCACAAGUACGGACUGGUUUAUGCAGGCAUUGGCUGGGUGCUUUGGAGGACCAAAGAAGACUUGCCUCAAGAGCUCAUCUUCCACAUCAAUUACCUCGGAGCUGAUCAGCCCACCUUCACCCUCAAUUUCUCCAAAGGUUCUAGCCAGAUUAUCGCCCAGUAUUAUCAGCUGAUUCGCUUGGGCAAAGAGGGCUACCGUAAUGUGAUGGAGAACUGUAGAGAAAAUGCGAUGGUUGUAAAGGAAGGGAUAGUGAACACUGGAUGCUUCAACAUAGUUUCCAAGGACGAGGGCGUUCCCGUGGUGGCGUUCUCGCUCAAGGACAGAAGCCGGCACGACGAGUUCAAGAUCUCGGCCAUGCUCCGCCGGCACGGGUGGGUCGUGCCGGCGUAUCCGAUGCCGCCGGGCGCUGAACACAUUAUAGUGCUGCGUGUAGUGAUAAGGGCCGAUUUCUGUCGCCAAAUGGCCGAACGCCUUGUGAUGGACAUAACAAAUGCGUUGCACGAACUUGAAAUGCUUCCUCAAUACAACUCCAAUAAGAGUGAUCAAGCUAUUAAUACUUCUGGCAGCAUUAAUAUGAAGGAUGAUCAGAAUAAUAGGAAUGUCGAAGGAGUGAAGUGGAUUGCGUUGGAUGUUCAAAGACAUAUCAUUGCUCAAGAAGCAAUAAACAAGCGCCAAAAAAUCUUGGCUGCCUAACUAGUUGCUUAUUUGAGAAUUUUAAUUUGCAAGCAUAAACUUGACUAUAGAUUAACUAAUUAACUAACUAGCUUUUGUACUAAUUGUUCGAUCAUUAGUUUGUUUUUUUAUUGUUUUCUUCACAGUUUUUGUUGUAUAUUGUGGUACAAAAUUUGAUAUUAUCAAUUGUAAUUAUACCUCAUAUCCCAUACAUCAUAGAUAUUCAUUAAGAAUAGGAUAUUUGC
This is a messenger RNA of Neltuma alba, 1828 nucleotides long. Its product is annotated as glutamate decarboxylase 1-like. Lineage: Eukaryota; Viridiplantae; Streptophyta; Magnoliopsida; Fabales; Fabaceae. The record is from RefSeq and is a predicted model, not a curated record. Gene Ontology annotation, cellular component: cytosol. Gene Ontology annotation, biological process: L-glutamate catabolic process. Gene Ontology annotation, molecular function: pyridoxal phosphate binding; glutamate decarboxylase activity. The coding region runs from base 75 to 1604 and encodes 509 amino acids. The transcript has 6 exons.